AAAUACCAUGGACCAGCAUGAGCACUAUGGCGUCAAUGAGAUCGUAGACGCUCAGAAGCAAUAUGGGGACUACGAAGAAGCUCUCCAAAAAGCUAUGGAGAUGUCCCUAACCGAGGUACCAAACUCUAAUGAAGGUGCUGGAGAUGAUCCCUUGCUUUAUGAAAUUUAUGAUCUCCCACCUGAAAUGGAUGGUAAUAGAGCCGAUGACAGAGCUCGACAGCCGAGAGAAGAGAUCCAGCAAUCUGACAGAAGGAACCAGGUAGAAGAAAUCAAUAUUGGAGAUUAUGACUAUGAUGGAAUUUAUGAAGAGGCAUCUGAACAAUCAGAGAGGCAAGCUAGAGAACGGAAUCGAGAGAGAAAUCAAAGGCAAAAUAUUAGAGUCAUAGGCCAUGACUUUGAUCAAUACCACCCUGAUGAAAGACAUAAUGAUUUGCUAGCAGAGCUUCCGGAUCAUAGAAUUAGAGAGAGGCUUAAUGAUCCUCGUAUUGGGUUUGGAAUUGAAAGAAUUCCAAGGUAUCCAGAUUACCGAAGAGAGAGAAGUCCUUAUCGACCAAGAGAGAUUCAAAGAAGGCCUUAUAUGGCAAGAGAUCUCAACCCAAUGGACUUUGAACAAGUUAAUAGAAGAAGUCCUGAAAACCAAAAUUUGGAGGUUGAUGCUGAUAACAUGAAUUAUGAGCAACUCCUAGAGUUAGAGAACAACAUUGGCAGCGUUAGUAAGGGAUAUAGACAAGAGGAAAUAGAGGCUAUCCCUAUCACUUACUCCUUUCUUAAUUCUACAAGUAACUGCCCUAUUUGUCUCGAUGAUAUUGAGGAUGGGACACCCAUCCUCAGUAUUGCCUGCAGACAUGAGUUUCACAUGGAAUGUCUUAAGAAGUCAUUAGAGGAUAACAAAGGCUGUCCUGUAUGUAAAGCUGAUGCUUUUCAGUUAGUCUAA
This is a messenger RNA of Moneuplotes crassus, 934 nucleotides long. The record is from the annotation of a GenBank genome assembly. Lineage: Eukaryota; Ciliophora; Spirotrichea; Euplotida; Euplotidae.